AUGGAGCGGAGAGCCCUCAUCACCGGAAUCACGGGGCAGGAUGGCUCCUACCUGGCCGAGUUCCUCUUGGCCUCCGGCUACGAAGUGCAUGGCAUCGUCCGCCGCUCGAGCACCGAGGCCUCCGAGCGAAUCGAUCACAUCGCCGAUCAACUCGUGCUCCAUCAGGCCGACCUGCUCGAUCAACUCUCGCUCGUCCGCGUGCUUGAAGAAACCCGACCGACGGAAAUCUACAACUUGGCGGCCCAAAGCUUUGUGGCCACCAGUUGGGAACAACCGCUCCUCACCGGCGAGGUCACCGCGCUGGGCGUCACUCGCAUGCUCGAGGCCAUUCGCCUGGUCGAUCCUUCGAUCCGCUUCUACCAGGCCAGCAGCAGCGAGAUGUUCGGCCGCGUGCAAGAAGAACCGCAAACCGAGCGAACCGCCUUCUGGCCCCGCAGCCCUUACGGAGUGGCCAAAACUUACGGCCACUGGAUCACCGUAAACUACCGCGAAAGCUUCAACCUCUUUGCCUGCUCGGGCAUUCUGUUCAAUCACGAAUCGCCCCGGCGUGGAAAAGAGUUCGUCACCCGCAAGGUCACCGACGCCGCGGCCCGCAUCAAACUCGGCAAACAGAAGACCCUCAAGCUCGGCAAUCUAGAAGCCCUGCGCGAUUGGGGCUUCGCCGGCGAUUACGUCAAAGCCAUGUGGUUGAUGCUGCAGCAAGACGAACCGCAAGAUUACGUCGUCGGCACCGGCAUCAAACACUCGGUUCGCGAUCUGGUACUGCUGGCGUUCGAUCGGGUGGGCCUCGACCCCACGGAAUACAUCGAGAUUGAUCCCGCCCUGUUACGCCCGGCCGAAGUUUCAACCCUCUGCGGCGAUAGCAGCAAAGCCCGAGCCCAACUCGGUUGGACCCCCUCGGUCAACUUCGAACAGAUGAUCGCCAUGAUGGUCGAUGCCGACUUGGAACGCUUCGCCGGCCCCUAUCUUGCCGAGCACUUGCUCGAUGCGGGCGACCACGUUGUGGGUACAUCUCGUAGCGGCGCCUGGACGAAAGCCACCCCGCAAAGAGUCCGCGACAAUGUCUCGCUCCUCCAAUGGGAUAUUGGCGACCCCGCCCAACCCAGCCCCCAGGUAAUCGAGCAAAUCCGCGCCGCCGCGCCCGAUUGGAUCUUUCAUCUGGCCGCGCUUAGUGUUCCCCGCGAGUGCGGGCGCGAUACCCCCACCGAACAAGCCACCGCGGUGAACAUCGACGGCACCGCGCGGGUGCUCGAUCUGGCAGCCAAGCUAGGCGGCAACACCCGUGUGCUGUUCAUCAGUAGCAGCCACGUUUACGCCCCGCUUACAGAAAAAUCGCCCCCGCUCAGCGAAGAUGCCCCGCUGGCACCUCGCUCGGCCUACGGCAAAACCAAACUCGAGGCCGAAUCUCUGGUGACGGCCGCCGGCUCGAAGGGGCUCGACACCAUCACCAUUCGCGCCUUCCAGCACACGGGGCCCCGGCAAAGCACGCAGAUGAUGCUCCCCGAGUGGGCCGACCAGUUCGCCAGCUCUUCGACCGAUCCGAUCAAAGCCUACAACUGCGACACGUGGAUCGACCUGACCGACGUUCGCGACGUGGUCCGUGCCUAUCGCCUGCUGGCCGAACGGGGCACCCCGGGCGAAACCUAUAAUGUAGGGUCGGGCACCUGCCGCCGGACGGGCGAUAUCUUGAAGAUCCUGCAAGACAUGGCAGGCCCCAAUCGAGAGAUCGAAGAGCUGAAGCCCGGAGUGCACUACGACCCCGUGGCCAACAUCGAUCGGCUCGUUCGCACCACCGGAUGGCAGCCAGAUUUCAGCUUGGAACAAACCGUGGCCGACACCUGGGCAUACUUCAAGGGUAGUCAUCCUCACAAGGGCGGUCACGUGAAAAUCACCAUCGUCGGAACCGGCUACGUCGGCCUGGUCACUGGAACCUGCUUCGCCGAAACCGGCAACGAUGUGAUCUGUGUCGACAUCGACGCCAACAAAGUCGCCAUGCUCAGCCGCGGCGAGAUCCCCAUCUAUGAGCCCGGCCUCGGCGAAAUGGUUGAGCGCAACACCCAAUUGGGCCGCUUACGUUUCACCACCGACCUGGCCACCGCCUGCAACGAUGCCGACCUGCUGUACCUGGCCGUGGGCACUCCCAGCGCCGACGACGGAACCGCCGAUCUCUCGAAUCUGUGGGCCGUCGUCGAACAGGCCGCCCCGCACAUCGGCCCUAAAGCCAUCGUGGUCAUCAAAAGCACCGUGCCCGUGGGUACCAACGCCGGCGCCGCUUCCCGCUUCAAAGAACUCACCGGCCGCGAAGUCGACGUGGCCAGCAAUCCCGAGUUCCUCAAAGAGGGCGCAGCCAUCGACGAUUGCAUGAAGCCCGACCGCGUCGUGGUCGGCUGCCGUCGCGCGGAAGUCGGCGAGAAGCUCCGCGAGUUGUACGCGCCGUUUCUGCGAACCGAAAAACCUUUCCUGGUCAUGUCACCCGAGAGCGCCGAGAUGACCAAGUACGUGGCCAACGCCAUGCUGGCCACCAAGAUCAGCUUCAUCAACGAAAUGGCCAACCUGUGCGAGCUGAUGGCCGCCGACAUCGACGACGUUCGUCGCGGCAUCGGGCACGACGCCCGUAUCGGCUUCUCAUUCUUGUUCCCCGGCGUCGGCUACGGCGGAAGCUGCUUUCCGAAAGACGUUCGCGCACUCCGCUCGAUGGCCACCGCGCUGGGGGUCGACCCCCGCAUGCUCACGGCCGUCGAAGAAGUGAACGACAACCAGAAGUGCAUCGUCACGCAGAAGCUCAAGAAGCACUUCAAAGAUGACCUGGCCGGCAAGACAAUCGCCGUGUGGGGGCUCGCCUUCAAGCCCCGCACCGACGACAUCCGCGAGGCACCCGCCCUCACGCUCAUCGACCAGAUGCUCGCCGCCGGCGCCCGCCUGCAAGUGCACGACCCCGAGGCAGCCGCCAACGUGAAGGCCAUCUACGGCGACAAGCUCAGCUACGGCGAGAACCCCUACGACGCACUGCCGGGCGCCGACGCGCUGGCAGUGAUGACGGAGUGGAAAGAGUACGUCCACGUCGACCUAGCCCGGGUGGCCCACUUGAUGAACACCCCUGUGGUCUUCGAUGGACGCAACGUCUACUCUCGCGCCCGCAUGCACGAGGCCGGCUUCACCUAUUACGGCAUUGGUCGUAGCCCCGUGUUGCCUGCCUGA
This is a messenger RNA of Cladocopium goreaui, 3198 nucleotides long. The record is from the annotation of a GenBank genome assembly. NCBI's taxonomy places the organism in Eukaryota, Dinophyceae, Suessiales, Symbiodiniaceae.